UACUAGAAAAAGAAAACCUUUGCCAGCGAAUCAACAUCGAAAUGGAAUUGGUCAUCCUUUUUGUCAAAAAGCAUUUACUUCGCGAAAGUAACAACUUACACAACAACAGCGAAAACAACAACGAGAACGGUGAGAACAGGAACCACGGUCGCAACCGGAACAACGCUAACAAGAGGAACAACCCGAACAGCCGGAACAACAACGAGGAGGAACAACCAGGACAAUCAAGGCAUCAGGGAUAUCCGGGAUAUCAAGGACAACUGAAGCUCAGAGAUCAGUACCCGAAGAUCGAUAAGCGUACACGGCUACUGGCAUUGCGACACCCGAAAAGGAUCACAUCGGGUCUAAUUUCACCAACCAAUCAACCGGAAGUGGCAUAUCGAUUGGCUGAAGUAGCAGCCAAAUCGGAGGCAAGCGCUGCAGCAGCAAAACGAGAUCAAACAGCUGCACGUAAGGAGAGCAAGAAGUACAAGAACAAGUAAACCAGCAACGUAAACAUUCAACAACAUCUUCACCAACAACAACAACAACAACACCAGCAAGUAAACAUUGACUAAGACAUUGACAAGCAAGAAACACUUCAACAACAGCUAUAAAAACAAGUAAACACUCAACAACAACAUCAACAACUACAGACAAGAGAAUAACAAUUCAACAACUAAAACACUAACUAGACCUGAGACUAAUAAUUUACUUUUUACUGGGACUAUUUACCAAAACUAUAAAAUACCACAACUAAAACUUCAACAACAACUCCAACAAGAAGAAAGGCACCAAGUGUAACAAUACAACAAAACCUUCAAGAAGAAGUGCACCAAGGGUAACAAUUAACCAUAAGUAACAAAACAACAACAACUUCGAAAAGAAGUGCACCAAGUAACAAAUCACCAGAGGUAACAAUUCAACAAAAAUUGGACAACAAGUUUAAGAUAUUCAACUACAAUUCCUACUACAAAAAUAAUCAACACAGCUUCAACAACAACAACAAAACCGGCUACAACCAACACAAACCCGGCUAAAACUAUUCAACAACAACACAAAGUGUCAACAAGUACACCAACAACUGCAGAAAAAAAACUGAAAAUAAAGCAGACUACCACAACGACAGAAGCAGAUUCAACAACAACAGAAUCCGCUGCAACAACAAGAACAAUUAAAAUUUCAACCAAAGCGGCUACAACGGCAUCAAGACGGGUUCCAACAAUUCAACAACAAAUCAGCCAGAGCUCAGCAAGAGCUCUACAGCACCACCACCACAGCAACAAGAACCCAAGCCCAGCUCCAGCAACGAGAGCAAGAUGCAGCGUCUUCGCACGACCUUCACGCGUUCGCGGACGCCCACCGGCGCCGAAAUGAAAAUGCAGAACAGCCUCGAGGUGCCCAAACAGGUGCGUUCCGCCUCCUUUGACGAGAUGCAACUGGAGGCGCAGCGCACGUCCUCGAACCGACUGAGGCAGCGUGCCUCCUCCUCGGCGGAGGGGCGUGCCUUGGAGGCUGAUCGUCUGCAGGUGCCGGCUGGGCAGGGCCGCUCGCGCAGCUUCGAUUCGGCCGUCAUCGAUCCGACGAGCGAGGAUUCGGGGGCAUUCCUGGAUGUGCCGCAGCGCAACAAGAUGCCGCGGCGCAGCAGCUCGUCGAGCCCGAAGACCCCGCCGCCGUGCUUCCAUUGCCAAUUGGUGAGGCAGUACGAGCGCCAGAUAACAGCGGAGCAGCGCUUCUUCAUCGAUCAUCGAGAGCUCACAGCUCUCAGCUUCUACAGCGACGAUGACGAUGACGACGACGAGGAGGAGGGUGCGGUGGGCGGUGAGGGUCUGUGCGAAGACAUGCAUGGUGCCUGCGGCGGACGGCCGCUUCCCGAUGUGAACAACGAGGCGGUGGCUCGGGCGCAAGCCAUUCUUGCAUCCACAUUCGAGAACGACCCGAGCACCGAUUGCGAGGACGAUGCUGUUGAGCUGGACCUGGGACUGAUCCACUUGAGCAUCGAGCAAUCACGGGCUCGUAUUCCGCGGCAGAUGCGCCGCCACACCAUCGACAGUUCGGUGGGCAAUUCCGAGGAUGAGGGCGUCGACGGGUCCGGGCCCAACUCCAACAAUUCCCCCUAUUUCGGCAACACCCUGAUGCCGCCCAGACCCUGCGGCAUCACCUUCACCCUGUCCCCCACCAACGGCGACUGUCCGUUCCUCCCAACCUUCGCUUUCCCCAUUGAUCCCAACUCCCCACCAGGCACGCCUUCGCCCACCCAGUCACCAUCGCCGUCGCCGUCCCCGUCGCCCACCCCGUCAGUGGUGCUGGCCGUUCCACCCCCCCUGCUGGAGCUACCGUCCUGCUCCACUGGCAGCGGACAACAGCUGUUGGGCUCCACCGCAGCUGUGGCCGCCGCCGCCCUCACUCUACCGGCGAUUGCCUCCUCGCAAGCAGCCGCAGCCAUGGCCACCGGAGCGGUCUGCACCUUGGCGGAUGCAGAUGACGCUGCUGCCGCUUUGGGGGCCAUCGGCUUGCCGGUUCGACCCAGACGCCGGUCCAUCUCGCGGCAGGAGGCCAUCUUCGUGGAGCCGACCGGCAGUUCGCUCGAGAAUGUCUCGAUGUCGAUCGAGAAGGCCGACUCCAUUGAUGCCGCCUCCACCAGGGCCAACUGCGGCUCGCCCACGGGCAUGUUCGCCGUGGCCCAUCGCACCGGAUUUGUGGUGCAGGACAUCUACUUGACCGUACCGGAUCUCCGACGGGAUCGUGCCGCCUCCGUGGACUCGUGCUUCUCGAAGCUCUCAUCAGGCAACAAAACCGAGGAGCUCCAGCCCACCGUGGAUGGCUGCUACCUGACCGUACCGGUGAUCAACACCACUCGGUCCCGGUCCGUGGACAUAGUCCUGCCCACCGACGAGCAGGCGCGCUACAAGGCCCUGGCCAUGACUGGCAACGAGCCAGGCACCUACGGGCGUACCGCAACAGGCAGCAAUGCCCGUCGGCCCAUACGCAUUGUGCCCGAUUGGACAGAGAAUGCAAUUAAUGGCGAGCACUACUGGAAGACCUCGUCGGCCUCCGGCGAUCUCUGUUGCCUCAACGAGGAGUGCAUUGUAAGUUCAAAGAGCGGCCAGCGUUUGAAGUGCUCCGCCUGCCAGCUGGUGGCCCACAUCAAUUGCAUUCCGUAUGUGAACGAGAAGCCGACGCUGCUGUGCAAGCCCACCUAUCGGGAUGUGGGGAUCAGGCAGUACCGGGAGCAGACGACCACCCACCAUCACUGGGUGCACCGCAAGAUGGAGAAGGGGAAGUGCAAGCAGUGUGGCAAGAAUAUUAUGUUUGAAUCCAUACCGCAGGCGGUUCAGAGCAAGCUAUUUGGCUCCAAAGAAAUUGUAGCUUUGUCCUGUGCCUGGUGUCAUGAGAUCUAUCACAACAAGGACACGUGCUUCAAUCAGGAGAAAAUCGGCGAAGAGUGUCGUCUCGGCAACUAUGCACCGAUUAUUGUGCCACCAUCGUGGAUUGUCAAGCUGCCGAACAAGGGCAACUUCAAGUCCUCCAUUCGGGUGAGCAACAAGAACGCUGCCACCGGCUCCUCGGCUGCUGGAGCCGGCGGUGGCACUGCAGCUGGCGCACCUGGCGGACCCGGCGGACUCGGCGGUCCCGGUGGCAAGGGCAAGAAGCAGACCCAGCGCCGGCAGAAGGGCAAGGACGAGAAAAAGGGAGAACCGCGCGCAUUCAUCGUGAAGCCCAUUCCAUCGCCGGAGGUAAUACCGGUCAUUGUCUUUAUUAAUCCCAAGUCCGGUGGCAAUCAGGGCGUCAAGCUACUCGGCAAGUUCCAGCAUCUCCUGAACCCACGCCAGGUCUUUGAUCUAACGCAGGGAGGUCCCAAAAUGGGUCUGGACAUGUUCCGCAAGGCGCCGAAUCUUCGGGUUUUGGCCUGCGGCGGCGAUGGCACCGUCGGCUGGGUGCUCUCCGUCCUCGAUCAGAUCCAUCCACCAUUGUCGCCGUGCCCGGCCGUCGGUGUGCUGCCGUUGGGGACGGGCAACGAUCUCGCUCGCGCUCUCGGAUGGGGCGGGUAUUUCUCCUGUCAGGGCUACACGGACGAACCGGUGGGCAAGAUCCUACGCGAGAUCGGCAUGUCGCAGUGCGUCCUCAUGGACCGCUGGCGCGUCAAGGUCACGCCCAACGACGAUGUCUGCGAUGACCACAUGGACCGCAGCAAGGCGAACGUGCCCCUGAACGUGAUCAACAACUACUUCUCGUUCGGGGUGGAUGCCCACAUCGCACUGGAGUUCCACGAAGCGCGGGAGGCCCAUCCGGAGCGCUUCAAUUCGCGGCUGCGCAACAAGAUGUACUACGGCCAGAUGGGGGGCAAGGAUCUGAUCCUGCGCCAGUACCGCAACCUCUCCCAGUGGGUGACGCUGGAGUGCGACGGGAAUGACUUCACCAGCAAGCUGCGGGACGCCGGCUGCCAUGCCGUCCUCUUCCUGAACAUACCCAGCUAUGGCGGCGGCACCCACCCGUGGAACGACUCGUUCGGGGCGACUAAGCCCACCAUUGACGACGGCCUGAUGGAGGUGGUGGGGCUGACCACCUACCAGCUGCCGAUGCUGCAGGCGGGCAUGCACGGCACCUGCAUCUGCCAGUGCCGGAAGGCGCGCAUCAUAACGAAGCGCACCAUACCGAUGCAGGUGGAUGGUGAGGCGUGUCGCGUGAAGCCGUCGAUCAUUGAGAUCGAGCUGUUGAAUAAGGCGUUGAUGCUGACCAAGUGCAAGAAUGGACGUGGCGAUGUCCAAGUAAAUCCCCUGGAGAAGCUUCAAUUGAAUAUCCUGCGCAUUACGAUGCAGCAGUAUGAGCAAUACCACUACCAAAGGGAGAUGCUCAGUAAGCUGGCGAACAAGCUCGGCCAGAUCGAGAUCGACUCACAAUGCGAUCUGGAUCAUGUCCGCAAUAUGCUCAACGCCAAGUUCGAAGAGUCCAUCACCUACCCGAAGGUAUCGCAGGACUGGUGUUUCGUAGACGCCUGCACUGCAGAGCACUACUUCCGCAUCGACAGGGCGCAGGAACAUUUACACUACAUCUGUGACAUCGCCAUUGACGAUUUACUUAUUCUGGAUCACGAACUCGCCACCAUGCCCCAAACACCCGACCAAGAACGCUCCUUUGCCGCAUUCUCGCAGCGUCAGGCCCAGACAGAGCGCCGACAAAUGGACCAGGCCCAGGGCCAUGCACCAGGCAGCACCGACGAGGAUUUACAAAUUGGCUCCAAGCCCAUCAAAGUGAUGAAGUGGAAGAGCAACAAAGAUCGUUUGUUCAGUUUCAACGAAGAUGUUUUUGGUUAUGGAUUCAGCCCUAUACUGGAACAAACUUCCGAUGCCAUACUACUAGCAGCCCAAAGCGGUGAUCUCAAUAUGUUACGUGCACUACAUGAACAAGGAUACUCAUUGCAGUCAGUGAAUAAGAACGGAGAGACGGCCCUGCACUUUGCCUGCAAAUACAACCAUAAGGACAUUGUGAAAUAUAUCAUCUCAUGUGCCACAAAACGCAUCAUCAAUAUGCCCGACAAGGACCACGGACAAACUGCUUUACAUAUCGCCGCUGAUACGACUCGCAGGGAGCUCUGCGUGAUGCUGGUGGCCGCCGGGGCUAGUCUGCAGGCACGCAAUGCCGAAGGCAACACCCCCAUGAUGGUGGCCUUCAAUCGGAAUGCCAACGAGAUAGCCACAUAUUUGGAAAGUAAGGAUGUGGAAGCGGUUAAGGAUGAGAAUGAGGAUGAGAAGGACAGCAGCACCAUCAUCAUUGUCUGGCCGCCGCCCUCAUCCUCCAUGUAGAGCAACCGCUAGACUGUAUCGGAGAUCCCAGUAGAUGUUAAAACAAACACAUACAGACCGUAGAAGAUUCACUUGACCCCACAUGACCCUGCUUUUAGCGUGUGGCUAAGCCAGACUAGACAGAUACCCGACCAGAUCAUUGAACACUGAUUUUAACACUGACAAUUUCUCCUUUCUCUGCCAACGAAACCAAACCAAAUCUCACAACUGUGAAACGGAUAUACUCUCAAUCUCUAUACUAUUCUAUUCUACAAUCUACAACCUACUCAAAUACAAAUACAAAUACAACAAACAUUCCAUCAACGACGCUUCGGACCUGAUCUUAACUGAUCCUCAGGUCAGGAGCGUUUCAUGCAUUUGGAGGUGCAGACCAGAAUCUAAAAGGAAAGCCGCUCGCUGACAAAGAAGACGAAUUCUCUAACGAAAAGGGUUCUCUUUGGAGAACAUCCCAUCCCAGUAAUCUAAACCCACACUUUUUUUUGCUAGCAAGUAAUCGCGGACAUUCGCGGAUAGAUCGAACAAAUAAAUCUAUUUAUUAUUAACUAAGCAAACAAAAAACAACAAAAACAAACACAACAACAAAAACAUUACUUAGCAAACAAACUAUUCAAUAAUUUAUUCAAGCAAACAAAAAACCAAUAAGAAAACCAAUACCAAAACCACAAGCAAAUGCAAAUGCAACGGUAAAGGUUAAAGGUGAUGGAACGGCAAGGAAAUCAAAGAACAGUUGAAGAGUUUUAGGCUAUUUGUUCACUUUGAAUUUAAAAUUAAAAUUAAAAAAACUUACUUUAUUCUUAAAAUUAAAUUAAAUUAAAUUAAUUGUAUAUUUAAAUUAAAUCAAAACUUUGUGAGAGAAAAUUGGCAAAUUCGAAAUUCGAAAUUUAUUUGUUUUGUCACUUAAGAAAUCGAUUAAUAAUUUUAUAUUAAUUAAUUAAUGAUUAUAUUGUGAUAUCUAAAUUUAAUUGAAACGAGGUAACGAGGCAGCUCCAAUUUAUUGGAGAGCUGAGGAGAGCAAAAUAAGAAUGCAAUGGAGGAAAAUUGAUAUUAUUAUUGUAUGCGAAGGCAUUUGCUGUACAUAAAAAUUAAUAAUCAAGUGUAUGCAAAAAAAAAUUACACAGAAAACACCCCACAUACACACACAAUAUAUACCCUCCACAUAUAUUAUAUCCAUAUAUUGAUGUGUAUUUGAAAAAAAAUAAUAUAUAUAUAUAUAUAAUAUUCUUUUGAAAAAUUCUACAUAGAAAUUAAGGAAAAAAUGGCAAAAUGUUGAAUCUCUUGUCCAAGACUCCGCAACGAAAGUUGUGGACGGAACAGAGUCAAAGCAGAAAAAGCAGCAGCAGCAUUCUAGUAGUUUGAGUCGAAAAGAGAGGAGCUCUACUCUAAAAAAGUAUCUGAGUAUCUUGUCUCACUCAAAAACAUCACACACCACACACCCACAAAGGCAGACAGACAGACGGACGGACAGACAUGCUUUCUUAUAGAGAUACUCUUUUAAGAGAAACUUAUGUAGUCCCAAUGCACACUUUUGAAUGCACAACCCAAACGCUUAGGUCUUAACCUCUCUAUCUAUCGCCCAACAGCAUUUCGGGCUAGACUUUCCCCAUCAGGCUAGAGAAACGAAAGGAAGGAUGUGACGACACGGACAGCGAAAGGACAGAGUGGAAGGGGGGGAAAGAAGAGCCUUUAAAGACAUACAGCCUUAGGCUCAAUUUGAUUUGCGCAAAAAGAAAGGGGAAUCUCCAGUUUUGAGCAAUUGAAAUUGGGUAGAAGGCUAUAUCCUAUAUGCUAUAUGCUUUAUUCUUUAGCGAAACACACACACAACUAGAACAAUGAACACAAUGAACAAGCUUCAAUAAAUUAACUUCGUAAUUUAGGACACCACACAUAUGUAUGUUUAGCCAAUAUACUAUACCAUAUCUAUGAAGUACUUUAAUAUAUAGUAUAUAAAUAUAUCUACUCAAUGCAUAUUUUAUCCAACAAAGUUAUUUAUCAAAGAUACCAAUAUAUAUUAUAUAGCCAUUAAUCAGAUCAAUAUAGAUCCACACACACACACACACCACACACAUAUACACACAACACAUAAAGAUACAUAGGCUACAUUUGCACUGUAGAUCGAUUACUACUUCCGUUUUCCUUGGUAAUUCUUCUUUUUUUUUGCAGUAGCUUCCAGUAGUCAAGACGCAUUCGGAUGUCAAUUAGGUUUCCAAAAUUAAAAGAAUUCUAUUCUCCCAUUUUUUGGCAUAGAGAACCUCUUACAUAUAACUAGAACUAAUAAUAAUAAUACAUGAAACAUGAUACAUGAUAAAGGGUAAAUCUCACCAUCAAUGGAUUGUUAGAUGAUGGCUAAAGGCACGAGCACGUUAUAGUAGGGAAAUACUUUCACGAGACCUGACAAAAUGCAUCGCUGCUAUCCCAACCCCAACGAGUGCGGGUGCAACGAGAGCAUUUUGCCCCAUGGUUCCUUGUGUAACGAGUGUAGUUUGUAGAGUUUUGGAUUUCACAUAUGUUUGUAUAGUAUGGUAGACACAGAGAAACACCCAAUAGCAAUGCCAUUACUAAUACCAAACCAAUACACAUCUCAUGCGGAACGCGGCCGACUGAGAAGCAGUGCGAUUUGGGCUCCGGUUUCGCGGAGGUAACGCAGUCCAUAUGCCCAGUAAGUCGUCCACCCGAAACUUGAACCACAAACCGCCGCUGAGUCGGCCGGUGGAUGGAAGGCAUAGAGCGCAAUUAGACGGAUUAUAUACUUAGAGUGUAAUCUAGGAGCCACGCAAGACAAGUCAAAGUCAAGUAAGGAAUAUUUAGCAAAUGACAAUCUAGAGAAUUAGCAAAAGGAUGGAAGGAGGGAAGGCAGGAAGGAAUGGAGGCAGCAGGAAAGGAUGGAAGGAGUGUAGAGACGUUUGCUAACCCAUACAGUGUACUGGGGUAUAUAAUUUUCCGUAUAGGCAUUCAUCUAAAGCAAUUAAAGAUGAAAUUGUAGUUGGAGGAGGAGGAGGAGGAGGAGUAGGACGAGGAGGAUAUAGUGUACAGGAUAUUGAAGAGGAGGCGGAGGAGGAGGAGAAGGGUGAGCGCUACCUAGACGUGUGCUAAAUACUGAAACUCUCACGAACUGAAGGCAAAUGCCAUGCGAAAGGUCGAUCGAUCUCCGAUCGGUACUUUCACAGCAGCGGUUCGAGGAGUAGAACUACUGGGUCCAAGCCAAAACUAAGAAUAUAUUUUCGUGCAUUUUGUAGAGUUGAAUACGAAACAAAAACACACACAACACGAAAACAAGCCACGAAACAACACUCAAGACACACACACGGAAUACAGAUACACACACACACACACACACACAGUAAAAGAUACAGAUACAAAAUUACACCAAAAAUGGAGUGGAAUUUAAACUGCAUGAUGUGUAUAUAACAACUAUAGAGAAGCUAUAUAUAUAUAUAGAUAUAUGUAUACAUAUAUAUUUUUUUCUAUUCAUAUAAGUGAAAUUUUUGAACAAAAGAAGAAUAAUGGAGAACACAUGAAACGCAAGUCUUAUGAAAACCUAGCAAGUAAGGCAACCGAAAAGCGAUCAAAGUAACGAUCAAAGCGAUCAAAGCGAUCAAAACGAUCGAAAUUUUGAUGUUGAUGAUGUGACAGUAACCGAAUGAGCGGGGCCUAAGCAGAUGCAGAAGCAGGAACAGAUAUACCUUAAUGAUAUGCCUAACUGUACGAGUUACAACCUACUAUAAUAUAAUGAUAAAUAUAAUAAAGCAGAAUAUAUACUUAUUAUAUAUAUUGUAUGAUA
Molecule: messenger RNA, 9561 nt
Organism: Drosophila miranda
Lineage: Eukaryota; Metazoa; Arthropoda; Insecta; Diptera; Drosophilidae
Gene: rdgA
Product: eye-specific diacylglycerol kinase
Exons: 16
Coding region: 1299-5783 (1494 amino acids)
Biological process (GO): lipid phosphorylation; diacylglycerol metabolic process; intracellular signal transduction
Molecular function (GO): protein binding; ATP-dependent diacylglycerol kinase activity
Source: RefSeq, a predicted model, not a curated record